GCAAAUUAGACGGGAAAGCAGGAAAGCUGUGCAGAAAUUCUGACCUGAAACGCUUCGCAUCCGGUCUCUGCUUGUUGAAGGACCUUCACCGCCAUUUCUGAGAAGAGCAAAAGUGAUGCAGAUCUGUUCUUCCUCUUCUUAAUCCCAGAGAAGUCCCUAAUAAGCCAGUAAUGGCGCCUCCGCAGAGGCAUCCGCAGCGCAGCGAGCAGGUCCUGCUCCUCACGCUCCUGGGGACGCUGUGGGGGGCCGCGGCAGCGCAGAUCCGCUACUCUAUUCCCGAGGAGCUGGAGAAAGGCUCCUUCGUAGGCAACAUCGUCAAGGAUCUGGGACUGGAGCCCCAGGAGCUGGCGGAGCACGGAGUCCGCAUCGUCUCCAGAGGUAGGAUGCAGCUUUUCUCUCUGAACCCGCGAAACGGCAGCUUGGUCACCGCGGGUAGGAUAGACCGCGAGGAGCUCUGUGCUCAGAGCCCGCGGUGUCUGGUGAGUUUUAACAUCCUUGUCGAGGAUAAACUGAAUCUUUAUCCCGUGGAAGUGGAAAUAGUGGACAUUAAUGACAAUACACCCCGAUUCUUAAAGGAAGAAUUGGAAGUGAAAAUUCUCGAAAACGCAGCUCCAUCCUCUCGUUUUCCACUAAUGGAGGUCUAUGACCCUGAUGUGGGAAUGAACUCCCUUCAGGGAUUUAAGCUCAGUGGUAAUAGUCACUUCUCAGUGGACGUGCAAAGCGAAGCCCAUGGGCCCAAGUACCCGGAGCUGGUGCUGGAGGGCACACUGGACCGGGAAGGAGAAGCCGUUUACCGCCUGGUCCUUACUGCCAUGGAUGGCGGCGACCCUGUCCGCUCAAGCAUCGCCCAAAUUCUGGUAACAGUUCUAGAUGUGAAUGACAACACUCCAGUGUUUACUCAGCCUGUCUACCGUGUAAGUGUUCCUGAAAACCUGCCAGUAGGCACACCAGUGUUGGCAGUGACUGCCACCGACCAGGAUGAAGGAGUCCACGGGGAAGUAACUUAUUCCUUUGUGAAGAUUACAGAAAAGAUCUCACAAAUUUUCUGUUUGAAUGUUUUGACUGGAGAAAUUUCAACUUCUGCAAAUCUAGACUAUGAGGACUCGAGUUUUUAUGAGCUGGGUGUUGAAGCCCGGGAUGGGCCAGGUCUUCGAGACAGAGCGAAAGUCUUAAUAACUAUCUUGGAUGUCAAUGAUAAUGUACCAGAAGUGGUUGUUACAUCUGGAAGCAGAACAAUUGCUGAAAGUGCACCUCCAGGAACAGUAAUCGCCCUUUUUCAAGUGUUCGAUCGAGACUCUGGCCUGAAUGGCCUGGUAACCUGUUCCAUCCCGAGAAGUCUCCCAUUUGAAUUGGAAAAAUCAGUUGGCAAUUAUUAUCGAUUAGUGACAAAUGCAGCUCUAGACCGGGAAGAGGUAUUCUUGUACAACAUCACUGUGACAGCCACGGACAAAGGAACACCACCUCUGUCUACAGAAACAAUCAUCUCUCUAAAUGUGGCAGACACCAACGACAACCCGCCCACCUUCCCCCAUUCAUCCUACUCAGUCUAUGUCCUUGAAAACAACCCCAGGGGUGCCUCCAUCUUCUCUGUGAAUGCACUGGACCCUGACGUGGACCAGAACGCCCAAGUCUCCUACUCACUGGCAGAAGACACCCUCCAGGGGGCGCCCCUGUCCUCCUACGUGUCCAUCAACUCCGACACUGGGAUUCUGUACGCCCUGCGCUCCUUCGACUAUGAGCAGUUGAGAGACCUACAGCUGUGGGUGACAGCCAGCGACAGCGGGGACCCGCCUCUUAGCAGCAACGUGUCACUGAGCCUGUUUGUGCUGGACCAGAAUGACAAUGCGCCCGAGAUCCUGUACCCCGCCCUCCCCACAGACGGUUCCACUGGCGUGGAGCUGGCGCCCCGCUCCGCAGAGCCCGGCUACCUGGUUACCAAGGUGGUGGCGGUGGACAGAGACUCGGGCCAGAACGCCUGGCUGUCCUACCGCCUGCUCAAGGCCAGCGAGCCAGGACUCUUCUCAGUGGGCCUGCACACGGGCGAGGUGCGCACGGCGCGAGCCCUGCUGGACAGAGACGCGCUCAAGCAGAGCCUAGUGGUGGCCGUCCAGGACCACGGCCAGCCCCCUCUCUCCGCCACUGUCACGCUCACCGUGGCCGUGGCCGACAGGAUCCCCGACAUCCUGGCCGACCUGGGCAGCCUCGAGCCCUCCGCCAAACCCAACGAUUCGGACCUCACUCUGUACCUGGUGGUGGCGGUGGCCGCGGUCUCCUGCGUCUUCCUGGCCUUCGUCAUCGUGCUGCUGGCGCUCAGGCUGCAGCGCUGGCACAAGUCACGCCUGCUGCAGGCUUCGGGAGGUGGCUUAGCGAGCAUGCCCGGCUCGCACUUUGUGGGCGUGGACGGGGUUCGGGCUUUCCUGCAGACCUAUUCCCACGAGGUCUCACUCACUGCAGACUCGCGUAAGAGUCAUCUGAUUUUCCCCCAGCCCAACUAUGCCGACACGCUUAUCAACCAGGAGAGCUAUGAGAAAAGCGAGCCUCUUCUGAUAACUCAGGAUUUACUUGAAACGAAAGGAGACCCCAGGCAACUUCAGCAAGCCCCGCCCAACACGGACUGGCGUUUCUCUCAGGCCCAGAGACCCGGCACCAGCGGCUCCCAAAAUGGCGAUGACACCGGCACCUGGCCCAACAACCAGUUUGACACAGAGAUGCUGCAAGCCAUGAUCUUGGCCUCCGCCAGUGAAGCUGCUGAUGGGAGCUCCACCCUGGGAGGGGGUGCCGGCACCAUGGGAUUGAGCGCCCGCUACGGACCCCAGUUCACCCUGCAGCACGUGCCCGACUACCGCCAGAAUGUCUACAUCCCAGGCAGCAAUGCCACACUGACCAACGCAGCUGGCAAGCGGGAUGGCAAGGCCCCAGCAGGUGGCAAUGGCAACAAGAAGAAGUCGGGCAAGAAGGAGAAGAAGUAAAAUGGAGGCCAGGCCAAGAGCCACAGGGCGGCCUCCCCCCAACCAGCCCAGCUUCUCCUUACCUGUACCCAGGCCUCAGAGUUUCAGGGCUAACCCCCAGAAUACUGGUAGGGGCCAAGGCCAUGCUCCCCUUGGGAAACAGAAACAAGUGCCCAGUCAACACCUACCCCCUUCCCCCCCAGGGGGUUGAAUAUGCAAAAGGAGUUCUGCUGGGAACCCCCAUCCAAUCAAUUGCUGUACCCAUGGGGGUAGUGGGGUUAGUGUAGACACCAAGAACCGUUUGCCACACCCCGUUUAGUUACAGCUGAACUCCUCCAUCUUCCAAAUCAAUCAGGCCCAUCCAUCCCAUGCCUCCCUCCUCCCCACCCCACUCCAACAGUUCCUCUUUCCUGAGUAAGGUGGUUGGGGUGUUGAAGUACCAGGUAACCUACAAGCCUCCUAGUUCUGAAAAGUUGGAAGGGCAUCAUGACCUCUUGGCCUCUCCUUUGAUUCUCAAUCUUCCCCCAAAGCAUGGUUUGGUGCCAGCCCCUUCACCUCCUUCCAGAGCCCAAGAUCAAUGCUCAAGUUUUGGAGGACAUGAUCACCAUCCCCAUGGUACUGAUGCUUGCUGGAUUUAGGGAGGGCAUUUUGCUACCAAGCCUCUUCCCAACGCCCUGGGGACCAGUCUUCUGUUUUGUUUUUCAUUGUUUGACGUUUCCACUGCAUGCCGUGACUUCCCCCACCUCCUCCUCAAACAAGAGACUCCACUGCAUGUUCCAAGACAGUAUGGGGUGGUAAGAUAAAGAAGGGAAGUGUGUGGAUGUGGAUGGUGGGGGCAUGGACAAAGCUUGACACAUCAAGUUAUCAAGGCCUUGGAGGAGGCUCUGUAUGUCCUCAGGGGACUGACAACAUCCUCCAGAUUCCAGCCAUAAACCAAUAACUAGGCUGGACCCUUCCCACUACAUAAUAGGGCUCAGCCCAGGCAGCCAGCUUUGGGCUGAGCUAACAGGACCAAUGGAUUAAACUGGCAUCUCAGUCCAAGGAAGCUCGAAGCAGGUUUAGGACCAGGUCCCCUUGAGAGGUCAGAGGGGCCUCUGUGGGUGCUGGGUACUCCAGAGGUGCCACUGGUGGAAGGGUCAGCGGAGCCCCAGCAGGAAGGGUGGGCCAGCCAGGCCAUUCUUAGUCCCUGGGUUGGGGAGGCAGGGAGCUAGGGCAGGGACCAAAUGAACAGAAAGUCUCAGCCCAGGAUGGGGCUUCUUCAACAGGGCCCCUGCCCUCCUGAAGCCUCAGUCCUUCACCUUGCCAGGUGCCGUUUCUCUUCCGUGAAGGCCACUGCCCAGGUCCCCAGUGCGCCCCCUAGUGGCCAUAGCCUGGUUAAAGUUCCCCAGUGCCUCCUUGUGCAUAGACCUUCUUCUCCCACCCCCUUCUGCCCCUGGGUCCCCGGCCAUCCAGCGGGGCUGCCAGAGAACCCCAGACCUGCCCUUACAGUAGUGUAGCGCCCCCUCCCUCUUUCGGCUGGUGUAGAAUAGCCAGUAGUGUAGUGCGGUGUGCUUUUACGUGAUGGCGGGUGGGCAGCGGGCGGCGGGCUCCGCGCAGCCGUCUGUCCUUGAUCUGCCCGCGGCGGCCCGUGUUGUGUUUUGUGCUGUGUCCACGCGCUAAGGCGACCCCCUCCCCCGUACUGACUUCUCCUAUAAGCGCUUCUCUUCGCAUAGUCACGUAGCUCCCACCCCACCCUCUUCCUGUGUCUCACGCAAGUUUUAUACUCUAAUAUUUAUAUGGCUUUUUUUCUUCGACAAAAAAAUAAUUAAAAGUUUCUUCUGAAAAGCUGAA
Molecule: messenger RNA, 4778 nt
Organism: Pan troglodytes (chimpanzee)
Lineage: Eukaryota; Metazoa; Chordata; Mammalia; Primates; Hominidae
Gene: PCDHGA6
Product: protocadherin gamma subfamily A, 6
Biological process (GO): homophilic cell-cell adhesion
Cellular component (GO): plasma membrane
Molecular function (GO): calcium ion binding
Source: RefSeq, marked inferred